This is a messenger RNA of Paramormyrops kingsleyae, 1349 nucleotides long. The record is from RefSeq and is a predicted model, not a curated record. NCBI's taxonomy places the organism in Eukaryota, Metazoa, Chordata, Actinopteri, Osteoglossiformes, Mormyridae.
AUACGCAGCUAGGAGGUCCUUGUUGUUCCUAGUAGAAGACAUGUUAAAACGAUGGUAUACGCUUGCGGGUUGUAAUAUUUGUUUCAGAUAAUUAAUUGGAUAUAGUUGACAUUGUAACAAGUAUUGUGUGUAUAUAUAUAUAUAUUUUUUAGACACUAAGCAUUUUCAGUUUGCACAGCCGUAUCGAGGGCGUGUAGAAUGUCGGACGUGUGUUGCCAAGUACAUGAAAGAAAAAACACUUCGGAAUCCUCCCAGGAUAAGGAGCAUCCUAGGAUUUUGAUUCCUGAGCUCUGCAGACUUUUCUACCACCUAGGAUGGGUGACUGGUACCGGGGGAGGAAUAAGCCUUCGACAUGGAAACGAGAUAUAUAUUGCCCCCUCUGGAGUCCAGAAGGAGAGGAUACAGUCGGUGUCAUGGGUAUGCCUGGAGCCAAUCGUAGACAGCAAGCCAGACGACCUGUUUGUAUGUGACUUAGAGGAGAGGGACCUGCGUUGCCCAUCACCAUCAAAGAAAUUGAAGAAAAGUCAGUGCACACCUCUGUUUAUGAACGCAUACACCAUGAGAGAUGCUCGAGCAGUGAUACAUACGCAUUCAAAGGCUGCAGUGAUGGCAACUUUGCUGUUUCCUGGCAAUGAAUUCCACAUCACUCACCAAGAAAUGAUUAAGGGGAUCCGGAAGGGGAACACUGGCACAAACUACAGGUAUGAUGAGACCCUGGUGGUGCCCAUCAUAGAAAAUACCCCAGAGGAGGUGGACCUGAAGGAGCGAAUGGCUCAGGCUAUGGAGAAAUACCCAGACACUUGUGCCAUCCUUGUGCGGCGUCACGGGGUUUAUGUCUGGGGUGAAUCCUGGGAAAAAGCAAAAACUAUGUGUGAGUGCUAUGACUACUUGUUUGAUAUUGCACUACAGAUGAAGAUGUGUGGUCUUGACCCUUCUGUGCUCCCACAAGCACAGAACGACACAUGCUGACCUGCAAGAGAAGGCUCAAACUUUAACACUUUAAAGUGAAAUGUUUUUAUAAAUACAGCAGGAAAUGAGGAUUAACUUCUUCAAAAAGUUUAAAAGUCCUAACCAAAUACACAGGGAUAGUUACAUUUUUUCAUGGUAUUCUUUGAAAUCUGAAUUGCAUAGUGAGAAAUGCACUUUUGCUUAAAUUCAUGAAGUGUGCAUCAUUACUUCCUCAUAAAUGCGCCACAGUGACUGAGUGUGUCCAACAGCAAGGACGGGAAGGAUUAUGAUUGUCUUGGAAUGCGCAUGUACUACUGAAAGCGCAAUAAUCUUUAGACUUAUUUUUUUUAACUUGUAUUAAAUGUUGAAAAGAAACCAUCAUUAAAAUUGCAAAGCUGGCA